UUAUACGAGCGAGAGCGGUCGAGUGCGCGCGCGCGCACGUCUGACAGCCAGCUGUUGACAGCUGUUGCACGCGGUACCUUGAUCACUUCCAGAUACUGGCCAUCCCGGAACAUAUUCGCGCUCUUCUACGUUGGUUGGUACGAAGCCGCGACAACGCGCGAGUGUCAAGCAUCCGCGGGAGCUCCUCCUCCGUCUGGUUCUGAAAAAAAAUCGCGCGUGCCUGCGUCGCGAUAUGUUUUCGAGCCGAAUGGAAGUCGAACGCGAUCUGAUGUCGCACGCUUCUCCGGCGCACGCUCCGGACGGCGGCGCGGAAUUGGAGUCCUGAUCGAGUCAUAUCUUUUUUUACGCUCGAAUUUUCGGCAUAAUAUAAUACGUAAUAUACGACGUAAUGAUAACUCGAGACGUCCGACCGACCGAAGUAUUAUAUUUUCUCACGCCAAAAGAAUAUGAGUAAUCAGUAAGACGCGUCAGUAAACGCGUGACCCGAACGACCGUGAUCGGUGUGUAAGAAAUAUUUUCGAUCGAUCGCAUCACGAACGACAUUUUUUACUAAAAUCGAGUCAAUUAUGACGUGCGAAAAAAUGCCUACAAUUUUCGAGCGUUUCCAAGGCCUGAUGGAGGACGAAAUGGGACCAGGCAAGCUGAUUACUUAUGGAAUCGCUAGCGCCGGUUUAUUCGUUGCUCUGUACAAGAUUAGACCUUUUGCCAAAUUCAAGAAACCGUCCGACGUUCCGUCUUACUUCUUGCAAUCAAGAGUUCCACUCCAAGGCACUGUAAUGCGUGUGGAACCGAGUCAUGGUGCUUUACUAAUGAUCAAUCACCAACCCCUAUUGCCUUCUCUUCACUUUAACAAUAAGAGUUAUUUACCUGUAAAGAUCAGUGGUGUUGACAUCACAGGUAAUGGUAUAAGUUGGUUGCAAUGUGUAGUCAAUGGAAAAUUUGUAACAUUUAUACCUGUGGUCAGAGAAAAGGAAUAUCUGGAAUGUAUAGUUACAAUGUCACAGAAAGAUCAAGAUUCGUUAAAGAUUGGCGAAGAGCUGAUCAAAUUAGGUCUAGGUACAAUACGUGAACCUUGGAUAAAACUAGAAGAUAAACCUAUACUAGCAUAAAAAUCUUUAACAAGUGCCCAAAACUGGGCGAUACGUAGAAGAAAUGGAUAUUGGCAUUUUAUAAAACAGCCAACAGUUCUGUGGAAAAUGCAAAUGUUCAUAAUUGAUAAAAUGAAGACAUUGUUACCUACAUACAUAGUGAGACGACUUGAUCUUUAAAAGUGCCUUUGAUAAUAAAUGUACAUAUAACUUUAUUAUAGGUAUAGAUUUUAAUAGUUCAAAUUCCACGAGAGAAAUAUUGUGGUACUUAAGGUUUAUUUAUAAUAAAAGUUAAUAUUUUAGUAA
This is a messenger RNA of Nylanderia fulva, 1394 nucleotides long. Its product is annotated as mitochondrial inner membrane subdomain organizer 1. The record is from RefSeq and is a predicted model, not a curated record. NCBI's taxonomy places the organism in Eukaryota, Metazoa, Arthropoda, Insecta, Hymenoptera, Formicidae.